AUGGCCGCGGCGGGGGCGGUGGUGGCGGCGGCGGGGCCGGUGCGCGGCGGGGCGGGGCGGGGCGCGGCGCGCCAAGUGGCAGCGCCGUUCAGCCAAUCAGGAGCCGCCCUCGAGGCGGCCGCGUUCCAUCCCGCCACGGCGGAACCAAUAGGAAAAAGCGGCGGGGCAGGGAGGGGGCGUGGCCACCGCCGACACCGGGCCGCGCGCCGGAGCGCUCCCCCCCGCCCCGCGCCGGGCCCGGCCCCGCGGCCGCCGCCGCCCCGCAUGGAGCCCGCGCCGCCGCCCGCCGCCUGCGCACUGCUGCUGCCGCCGCCCGCCGCCCGCCGUCGCCGCGCCCGCCGCCGCCUCCCGCCCGAGAACGACGGGGCCCCGCAGGCAUUGCCCGGGGCGCGGGGCUGGCUGCGACGCCUGGGGGAACCGCUGGGACUGCAGCCCCCCGAGCAGGAGGCGGUGCUGAGGGUGUUGGACGCGGGCUUGGAGCGGUGCCUGGCGCUGCACGCAGCCUGCAUCCCCCUGCCAGGGCACAGGAAGCUCCCAGGCAAGGCAGGCAUCGAUGAGGUGAUGGCAGCCGCAGUGCUCACCAGCCUUUCCAGCAGCCCACUGGGGCUCGGCCACCCCCCAGCACCUCCUGGCCCAGCAGAGCUUGGCAGUGAGAUCUGGAAAGAGACACCAGCCAUGUCCUUCAGCUGCAGCAGCAGCAGCAACACCAGCGGGGAAUGGAGCUGGGACCCCCCCAGCGACCGCUCCACCCCCUCCACCCCCUCACCCCCACUCUCCAGCCAUGACCCCAGUGCCUUCUUGCCACCAGACGAUGGCCCCGAGGAACCUGACAGCACCCACUUCAUGUUUGGAGAGCCCAUCCCGCGGAAGAGGAAGAACUCCACCAAGGUGAUGUUCAAGUGCUUGUGGAAGAGCUGCGGCAAGGUCCUCAGCAGCUCCUCAGGGAUGCAGAAGCACAUCCGAACCGCGCACCUGGGCCGCCAAGCCGACCUGGAGCAGAGCGACGGCGAGGAGGACUUUUACUACACGGAGCUGGACGUGGACGUGGACUCGCUGACGGAUGGACUCUCCAGCCUGACGCCCGUCUCGCCCACCUCCUCCGUGCCGCCCGCCUUCCCCGGCCCCGAGCUGCCGCCCUUCCCCAGCCCCGAGCCUCCUCUGGGCCCCCCCCGCAGCCCCCCGCCACCCCCGGGCCUCUGCCACGUCCACACUGACCACGCGUACCAGGGCUGCCCCUCAGGGCCCACGGCUGGGGAGAAGCGGCCCCCAGGGCUGCCUUUACCUGGGUUGAGGACGCCGGCGCUGCCCACCCCGACGCUGUCGAAGCCACCCGCCGUCCCCAGGAAGCCACGGGGGGAGGCCAAGAAGUGCCGCAAGGUGUACGGCAUGGAGAACCGGGAGCUGUGGUGCACGGCGUGCCGCUGGAAGAAGGCCUGUCAGCGCUUCCUCGACUGAGCCCCGCCGCCGCCGCCGUGCCCCCCCAGCUCUCCUUCUUGCACAUUUUGCACUUGAGGUGCCUUCGCGCCCCCCAGCCCGCCCCACACACACACACACACACACACACACACGCGCGCUCCCCCCUGGGGCUGGACUCAGGGAACAGCCCCCACGCUGUUGGGGGGAGGACUGUAGGGCUUGGGGGGGCCACGCACAGUUGGGCCUGGCCCUGCCUUCCCCCCCACCCCGAGCUUUAUGCACACAGCCCCCCCACGCCAACACAGAGCUUCCCCCCCCCUUUCUUUAUCCUCGGAAAAUAAGCUAACCCUCCCCGUGCCCCCCAGCCCUUGCCUGCAGCCCAUAUCCCUGCUGGGGGGGGGGGGGGGGGGGGGGCCCAUGUGCUGCUGGGAUAAGCUGUGCCUUGGGGCUUGGGGGGGUGGAGGGGAGGGAGAAGGGUGGGUUCUGCUCCCUGUCCUCGCCUUAACGGGGGGCUGAUGGGCACAACUGGGUGCCCCCCCUGCACCCCGCGGGGGUUUUUACUCUUUGUAGCGUGUUUUUCUCUCUAUGUUUUGUACCUGGGGAGCAGCAGCUCCUGCCGGGGGCCGCGCUCCGGGAAGUGCCUGCAGAACGCGCCCAUUUGCACUAAGCCAAACUGCACAAAGACCUUUUCUGUUUUGUUUUUGGGGUUUUUUUUUUUGUGUUGUUUUUUUUUUCUCCCCCCCCCCCCCUUUUUUUUUUUUCCCCUCUCCUUUGUGUGUUUUUAUUUUUUUAAAUGAAAUAUAUGAAAAUUCCUAUUUUUUAAAUACUUCCUCCCUUCCCCCCCCCCCACCCAAACCCUCUCCGGGCUGCAAUGCCUCCAGCCCAGGGAACUUCAGGGGCUUUUUGGCCUUCGCCCCUUUCCUGUCCCCUCCCAGUCCCUGUGUCCCCUCCCCAGGCGCAGUCCCUCCCCCCUUUGCCUGGGGUUUGGGGAUCCCUGCAUUGGGUGCCCCCGGAAUGGGGUCGGGGAGGUGCUGGGAUGGGUCGGAUCCAUGAGAAAAAAUAAAAGAUUUGGAUUCUUUUUGUUUUUUAAAGGAUGACGCUGAGCUGCGUGAUGUGGGGGGAUGGAGGGGGGGGGGGUCGGUCCUGCUGCAGCCCCCCUGGGAUGGAAUCACCCCAACAGAGGGAUCCCCUGCAGGAUAAAGGCAGGGGAAGGGCUGAUGGAGGGCUGGGAGCCAGCUGCAGGCAGGGAGCGGGCACAGCUGGGGGAGAGCACAGAAAAACCAGACGCCAACGUUAGCAGCAAUUUCCCCAGUUUAUUGAAAGGGAUUGAUUUCUGCACGUAUGUCUACGCUAAGUCCCAUCACAACGUAUGCACACUCAAAGGGCGCAGCUCUGGGUGCCAGGCAGACAGAGUCCAAAGGGAGGCCCUGUCAGCUGAACUACAUCGACAGGGAGUCAGUACAACACAGCCACGUCCUCUGCUGGCCUCGGAGACCCAAAUCUCCUCCCCCGAAAUAUGAAACACAUCUUCGAUACAAACACAGGUUUUAUAAUAAUCAUUAUGGAGUCAGUUAUAAUAUAGAAUAUUUCCGGCAAAAGGAAAUAAUUCCCCAUCAUCAUCUUCGAACGCCGCCCUCUUUCUGUUCAGCUUUAUUUCUGCAGACAGGUUUAAAGCACGUUGGAAAAAUAAAUAGAGGUGGGAGCACACACACAGCACUCGUACUAAAGAACUAAAAACGAAGGCAGGAACCCAAAACACAGCGCAGGGCAACUGAAACGUACAGAGAACCACAGAGAACCGUUCCGUAUGGCUUUCGUAGGAGUUGCAGAAUGAGCUGAAAGAAGCUCAGCUCCUUGGUAAGACUGCAAGGAUUCCAGUUGUUGCAUUUGCAUGGAGUUCCUUUCCUAAGGGGGCAGCGAAGCUGUGGCUCUGAGCACGGGUCAGAGGGCUCUGUUUGGUACACAGAGUGCAGCCCCCACAGAGGAGUGGUGCUGGAUGAUGAUGCUGACACGCUGUUAGCUUUUCUGUGCAGCUUCCUUUUUAAAGUCAUUUUUAACCUCUUUCUUUCGCAUCCUCAAUGCUGAGCGCACCCAAAUGGUGCUGCUGGGCUCCAUGUCCGAAAAGGAAAGGAAAGGAAAAAUGGGAAACGUUUCCAAACACGAAGCAAAGCUGAGGUCACCCCGGGCUUUGAGGGGGGAUGGGGGCUCCCAGCUCUCGUGCUGUGGGACGGAAUGUCACAGAAAAAAAGGGGGCAGGGGUUGGGUGUGCAGGUUCUGUUCUUAAAUAGGUUUACAUAUCAAAGCAAAGCUGCAGCCAUCUGUAAGUACUGUGUGCGUUUGUCUACACAGAAGUGGGGGCACUGAGGGCCCCUGCUAUUGACAGGGCCGACAAUAAAUACAGAUCUGUGGGAGUCAAGAGCUGCCUGGCACGGGGCUGGGGCAGCUUUGGGGCCUGGAGGACGGCAGUGAAGGCUGAUGGUAGAACACGGGGAUUGCUUUUGUCUGCCCAAACACGGCCGUGGGGCUCGACGUGGAGCUACGAUGCAAAACCAAGGUCUAUGCAGCUCAAUGUUUCUGCAGCACCCCCCGCUGCAGCACACAGGGACCAGCACAGCUGGCAGCAGUGGGACACGUGGAACCCCAUCCCCAACGUGCAACAACGCCAACAGAGACGCGCACAGAUGUCUGCAUGGAACUGCAGGGCAGGGCUGGCAGCCAGCAGCUCCGACCCCGAGGGAGCGGUGGGGGUGAGGGCACCACAAACCCUGUUUUCUUGCCGAGCAGAACCACGCUUCCAUCGAAACCAACACCUGUAAGGAGCUCCCUCCCCACCGAGAUCCUUUCCCACCGUCGGAGGAUAACGAAUAGCACCUUGGAGUCAUUUGGCUGGCGGCACCAGGUUGUCCUUGGCGGCAGCUUUCAAGGAGCGUCGUGGCAGGCGGCGUAGAAAACGGCUCCGUAGCGAGGAAGGAGCGAGGUCUUCAGCUUUUUCGGGUUGUUUUUUUGCCUUGUUUUUAUAAAAAAGCACCAGAAGCAAAGAGGUGAAAGGUAACACGGAUUUCUUCUCGCCCAUCAGGACCCCUGCAGAGCACUGCGAGUCAUUUCCUCGGGGCUGGAAGCAGGCAGCCACGCUCCAUCUGGACACGGAGCAUCCAACCGCUCGGAGCCACCCAAACCUAUGCGAGACACGCCAGGAGAGAAACCUGGUUCUCAUAAAAACAUUUUAUUUGCAAAUUUACAUGAAACCAGUGCAGCUGAGAUUGAAGGGUUUCCUUAAUAGCUUUCACACCUACCAACGAUGGACUGAAGCCCACCCAGGUGAGAUCCCAGCAGGAUUUUGGGUCUCCUCACCUCGGCGUCCCGUGUUUCACAGCUCAUCCUAAAGGUCUCGCUUUUUCUUUUGCAUAUAUUUGUGAGAAAGGCAGCUGAGCAAAGGGAGGAAAGUGAAAAUAUCAGUGGAAAACGCCGACAGGUGGACAAUUCCCUGUGUCCUUAUGGCAAAGAGUCCAUGAAAAUGCCAGCGCCCAUCGGUGGGCGCGGAGACGCAAGGCUGGAAGACAGGACACGGGUACGACGCCGCUGGGUCCUAGAAAUGCCAUCAUCUUUUUUGAUGGUGAUCCUUCUGGAAGCUAAAAAUCUACUUUUAUGACAAGAAUCGUAAGGCUGCAAUGCCACUUGCCUUUUGAUCUAUUUGGCUCGGUAAAAAAAAAAACAAC
Messenger RNA from Tympanuchus pallidicinctus (lesser prairie-chicken), 5132 nucleotides. RefSeq names its product SLC2A4 regulator (gene SLC2A4RG). The record is from RefSeq and is a predicted model, not a curated record. Gene Ontology annotation, cellular component: nucleus. Gene Ontology annotation, biological process: regulation of transcription by RNA polymerase II. Gene Ontology annotation, molecular function: RNA polymerase II cis-regulatory region sequence-specific DNA binding; DNA-binding transcription factor activity. Lineage: Eukaryota; Metazoa; Chordata; Aves; Galliformes; Phasianidae.